CCACGGAAGCCUCUUUGCUCGCUUAGUGAACGAUCAUUUUAUUAAGUUUUAAACUUAUAUAUUUUAUUUUUUUUACGAAAAAACAAAACAAGACUAAUUCAAAAUGCGUGAAUGUAUCUCAAUCCACGUUGGCCAAGCCGGUGUCCAAAUUGGUAACGCCUGCUGGGAGUUGUACUGUCUGGAGCAUGGCAUCCAGCCCGAUGGCCAAAUGCCAUCUGACAAGACCAUCGGAGGUGGUGAUGACUCCUUCAACACCUUCUUCAGCGAGACUGGUGCUGGCAAACACGUGCCACGUGCUGUGUUUGUUGACUUGGAACCAACUGUCGUAGAUGAAGUACGUACUGGUACCUACCGCCAAUUGUUCCACCCCGAACAAUUGAUCACCGGUAAGGAAGAUGCUGCUAACAACUAUGCCCGUGGUCACUACACCAUUGGAAAAGAAAUCGUCGACGUUGUAUUGGACAGAAUCCGUAAAUUAGCUGACCAAUGUACCGGUCUGCAAGGUUUCCUCAUCUUCCACUCCUUUGGAGGUGGUACCGGUUCAGGAUUCACUUCCUUGUUGAUGGAACGUUUGUCUGUGGACUACGGAAAGAAAUCCAAGUUGGAAUUCGCCAUCUACCCAGCACCUCAAGUGUCAACAGCUGUUGUUGAACCUUACAACUCCAUCCUGACAACCCACACUACUUUGGAACACUCUGACUGCGCAUUCAUGGUUGACAACGAAGCUAUUUAUGAUAUCUGCAGACGUAACUUGGAUAUUGAACGCCCAACCUACACCAACUUGAACAGACUUAUUGGACAAAUCGUAUCAUCAAUCACUGCUUCUUUGAGAUUCGAUGGAGCCUUGAACGUUGACUUGACUGAAUUCCAAACCAAUUUAGUGCCUUACCCACGUAUCCAUUUCCCCUUGGUCACCUAUGCACCAGUCAUCAGCGCCGAGAAAGCCUACCACGAACAAUUGUCUGUUGCUGAGAUCACCAACGCCUGUUUUGAACCAGCUAACCAGAUGGUAAAAUGCGACCCACGUCACGGUAAAUACAUGGCCUGUUGCAUGUUGUACAGAGGAGACGUCGUCCCCAAGGACGUCAAUGCUGCCAUCGCAACCAUCAAAACAAAACGCACCAUCCAAUUCGUCGACUGGUGUCCAACUGGUUUCAAAGUAGGCAUCAACUACCAACCCCCAACCGUUGUACCAGGUGGAGACUUGGCCAAGGUUCAACGUGCCGUCUGCAUGUUGUCCAACACCACUGCCAUUGCUGAGGCCUGGGCUCGUCUGGACCACAAAUUUGACUUGAUGUAUGCCAAGCGUGCUUUCGUCCACUGGUACGUUGGUGAGGGUAUGGAGGAAGGUGAGUUCUCUGAGGCUCGUGAAGAUUUGGCAGCUUUGGAGAAGGAUUACGAGGAGGUUGGCAUGGACUCUGGAGACGGUGAGGGAGAAGGAGCCGAAGAAUAUUAAAAGGUCUGAUUAAAUCAUUCCAAGAGAUGCAAAGCACUUGAAUAAAAAAUAUUUUUUAAA
Ctenocephalides felis (cat flea) is the source of this 1516-nucleotide messenger RNA. RefSeq names its product tubulin alpha-1 chain. NCBI's taxonomy places the organism in Eukaryota, Metazoa, Arthropoda, Insecta, Siphonaptera, Pulicidae. Bases 104 to 1456 code for a protein of 450 amino acids. Gene Ontology annotation, biological process: mitotic cell cycle; microtubule cytoskeleton organization. Gene Ontology annotation, molecular function: structural constituent of cytoskeleton; GTP binding. Gene Ontology annotation, cellular component: microtubule; cytoplasm. The transcript is spliced from 3 exons. The record is from RefSeq and is a predicted model, not a curated record.